AUGAGCUGGACGGGCUUCAAGAAGGGCAUCUCGCGUGCGGGGACGACGAUCAUGCAGAAGACGGGCCAGAUCGAGCGCACCGUCGACCGCGAGUUCGUCGAUGAGGAAACAAAGUAUAAGACGUUCGAGAAGGAGUGUCAGACGCUGCAGAAGGCGGCGAAGGGGUACUCGGAUGCCAUGAAGGCGAUGACUGGCACGCAGGGCCGCUUGGCGGACACCAUCGAUGUGUUCUACAGAAGCCCCUUACCGCACGACCAUCAUGGACCUCUCGGGAAGAUGAACGCUAUAUUUCCCGUGGUGAACGAGCAGAUCGGCAAACGGAACAAGAAGCUCCUCGAUUACGACUCAGCGCGGAGCAGGAUGAACAAACUCAUCCAGAAGCCGAGUGACGACCCGACCAAGCUGCCAAGAGCGCAACAGGAGCACGACGAAACGAAAGAGGUGUUCGACCUACUCAACGAACAGCUGAUUUCGGAGCUCCCGCAACUGCUCGACCUCCGCAUCCCAUACUUCGACCCGAGCUUCGAGGCGAUGAUCCGCAUGCAGUGCAAAUUUGCCGAGGAGGGGUACGAGAAGCUCGGCGGCGUGCAGCGCUACUUCGCGGACCAGGUCCGAGACGACUACGCCGCGGGUCAGCUUGACGCGCAGGUCGAGGGGAUUCUGCAGGAGAUGAGGGAGCUCACGAUCUGCGGUGCGAGCUGA
Messenger RNA from Epithele typhae, 702 nucleotides. RefSeq names its product BAR-domain-containing protein. The record is from RefSeq and is a predicted model, not a curated record. Lineage: Eukaryota; Fungi; Basidiomycota; Agaricomycetes; Polyporales; Epitheliaceae. Gene Ontology annotation, molecular function: lipid binding; protein binding. The transcript has 8 exons. Gene Ontology annotation, biological process: actin cortical patch localization; endocytosis; plasma membrane tubulation. Gene Ontology annotation, cellular component: medial cortex; actin cortical patch; mating projection tip. The coding region runs from base 1 to 702 and encodes 233 amino acids.